AUGACGACGAGCUUUGGUAUUUUUGGAGGAGAUAAAGGAAGAAGGAAUAGCCGCAAAACGAGAUUUUUGAAAAACAAAAGGGCAGGUGUUGCCUCGAACAAACACAACGCCGUAGCUUCUUUGAAUGCCGCCGCGAUGGGUCUCGCGAACAAUAACAACAACAUCAUCAUGGCCCAAACGUCGUUGUUCAAUCUCGGCGUGAACGAACUCGCGUGGUUGUUGUCCACGUUGUACGCGUUAUUUUGCUUCUCGAUUUGCGUUCGGGCGAAACGAGGCGACGAGAAAGCCAUAGCGAAUAUCCGGAAUUACUCGACGUUGGUACCUUUGGCGGUAUUUUACGGCGUGCUUUUGAUUCGGUCCUGGAGCGAUAAUACGCUCGCAUUGAUGAUGCCGGGGAGUUUAGAGGAAGGACUGAGAACCGGAGAAGUGCAAUUUAUACCGAAACUCAGCGGUAUCAGCGAACUGCUCUCGGAAAAAGCCGCGUCGGCGUCCGCUUGGGCGCACUUUAUGCUCGUCAAUCUCUUCGUCGCGAGGCACGCGACGUUGCAAAGUUUAAAGUUCGAUUUGCCCGUCGCGCACACGUUGGCGCUUUGUCUCGUCACCGGACCGUUGGGGUUGUUGUCGCACGUGGUCACGAAAUGGAUCGUUUUGAAACUCAGAACCAAACGUUCUUCUUCGGAGCGAAGCGCAGAAAACGAGCGAUAA
Molecule: messenger RNA, 705 nt
Organism: Bathycoccus prasinos
Lineage: Eukaryota; Viridiplantae; Chlorophyta; Mamiellophyceae; Mamiellales; Bathycoccaceae
Exons: 1
Coding region: 1-705 (234 amino acids)
Source: RefSeq, a predicted model, not a curated record